UCGCCCAACAUGCACGAACUGUUUACGACCGUCCUCUCGAAACGGGAUCUGUCCCGCGCUGGGGAACUGUUUUCCAUCGCAGACUACGAGAUUGUUAGUGACCUAACGGAGGUGUUGCAGGAGAUUUCUUCCAUCAUCUCGCAAGAGGACUACCUGCAGAACAGCAACGACCAGUCGGUGAUCGAGAUCUGCAUCAAUCGCGUCACGUCGUGCAUCAAGAAAACGAACACGAUCGAAAAGCACUGUGCCGGUCUAGUGAAUCUGCUGCAAACCUGCCUCCGCUACAAUCUGCAACCGUCCGGCAAGGAUGUGGAUCCACCACACGCGAAAAUAUCUUCCGACAUCAUUUCGAGCAUUUUUCUGAACUACAACAAACAGAUUGUGAUGGAAGUGACACUGCCGGUGGCGGUAAAGUUUCUCAAUCUCGGCAACCAGGAACUAUCCCGCAACCUGGCCAGCUACCUUUCGUCGGCCGCCAUCGAGUACUCGUUCCUGCUGUCACCGCACGUGCACGUCAUACUCGAAUCGCUGCUCACCGGCAACUAUGGGCUGUGUCACGUGCUGUCGCAGAUCUACGAGGCCACCCCGGACCCGAUCACGGCGGCCGGGCCAAAGUUUGUGGAGAUUGUGCCGCGCUGCGAGCUCCAGGAGCAACUCGUCAUCCUGCAGCUGCUGGUGACGAUCGCGAAACAGAAACCGUCCUGCCUCACCGAAAGCAUUCCACCGUUGCUCGAGCUGGCCACACGGCCGCCGCUCUCGGCCGCGGCCCUGCUCGUUUUGCUCAAGCUGGCCGAAGCCAAACCGAUCAAACUGGCCGAGUACACCGAGGCGUUCAAGGUGAUUGCGUACAGCGUGCCGCAGACGGUUGGCUUUGCCGCCCAAAUCCUGUCCGCGAUCGGACGCUCGGGCAAGGACCGGGCCCAAGUGGCGCUCGAUUUCGUGCUGGAGCACCUUCCGCGGGCCGAUCGGCCCCUCCAGACGAUCCUGCUGAACGAGGCGACCAAACUGUGCACCAAGUAUCCGGUGCUGUUCACCGACAAGGUCACCUCGGUCGUGCGGCAGCGGCAGCUGAGCAACAGCCAAAUCAAGCACACCACAUCCGGCGGUGUGACGAUCGUCAAUCUGAACACUUCCGCCACACUGCCCACUCCGGUUCCGGCGACGAUGACACACGCCACGCAAGAGCGGCCCCUUUCUUCGUACGUCCAAGGCACCGCCGCUUCCCAUGGUUAUGGCCCCAGUGCUAAUGGAGGUGGACUGCCACUGCCUGGUAACAAUGGCUACCAUCAUCACGAGACCGGCCGUGCGAUCGUUUCGAAAACCCCGAACGUAGCGAUCACCAGCAACGGGCACGGCGCGAUAACGAAAACGGUUAUUAACACGUCCAACGGCACAACGCUCAGCUCGACGAUCCAUUCGGCGGCGCCCCAAACCAACUUCGUUACGACGCACACUGCCAAUGGUGGCGGCCCGCCAACCGCCAACGGAACGACCGUCGUCUCUCCGACGCCACAUCACACGGGGUACACCCGAAACCGGCCGAAGCUGGGUGACUCGCGAAGCACGGGCCGCCUACACUCGGGAGGGGGUGGUGGUGGUGCUAAUAAGAGCACCACGCGUCUCAACAACGCUGGCGGAUCGAUGGGAGGGCUGCACAAGUCACGGCUCGGUUCAUCCCAAUUGAUCAACCAGUUCAACGGCGCCGGUGGUGGUGGAGGGACGGGCGGUGCUGAGAUCGUUGUUGAGGGGCCAACCGCAAUGGCAGGCAGCAGCACCGUGAACCAUGCGAGUCCCUCGACGGUGGUGGAUGGAUCGAGCACGACCGUUAUGAGCAACCGGCACAACUCGAGUGGUAAUGUGGCGAUCAAGGGCGCAGGAGCAGUAGGGGCCAACAGUUUGCUGCAUAGUCUGACCACUCCGGUACCCCCACCACUGAGCCAGCACGUGACGAUCACGGGCGAAAACAAGUGGGGCAUUCCGCAGACGAAGAUCACCUCGUGCGGGGUCACGGUGAUGACGACGUCACCGACGUCCCGUGCUCCGCGCCCCUACUCGCACGGUGGCCCUUCUAGUCCACCGUCGACCCUGCUCGGUUCCACCGGAGCACUGGGGAAGAACUCGCUCGGUGGUCUCAAUCAAUCAUCCGGUUCGAUCGGCAUACAGGUGCAUCACGCAUCGCCGGCGCUGGCGGCGGCCACAACGGCGGCGACGACGACGACGAUGCUCUUCAACAAUCAUUCCCAACAAACGUCCCCGCAGCUAACGACCACUCUGUCGCUGCACUCGGGCGAUGAUCCUCAGGUGAUCGUGUGUGGUCCCGAAACCGUCACCACGCGGCCCCACGGUCCCCGGUCGGACAAUCGCAGCGUGACGAUCCUGAACGCUUCCUCGUCGUCCUCAUCCGGGGCGGCCGUAAACCCGCGGACCAGCGUGUUCGAACCGUACCCGAUGCGGGACACGAUUCAGCACUUUUGCGAGAAGCACCUGGACAAGAUCAAGGCGUACACGGAGAGUGUGGCGCAGCGGAUACCGCCACCGGCGAAGUGCAUCAUCGAGGAGCGGCGAGCGAAAAAGACGGCCAAACUGCACUUUGCGUGCCAGGUGCGCGGUCCGCACUGUCUCUACUCGCGCACCAUGUUCACGAUGCGCACGCGCAAUCCGCGCACCUGGAUCCACCUGAUGUUUCUCGAUCUGCAGGCCCGGGCACCGAAGGCCGCCCUCAGCAGCUGGGACCCGAGCGUAAGCCGACUGAAGCACUGCUGGGACACGCUCAAGUGCGAGAACCGUACGUUCAUCACGCUCGUAACGAGUGCGUUCCCGAGCUGCAAAGAACAGGAGGCGCUCGUGCACGAACUGCGCCACGCAGGAUUUUUCGACGUGUUCGAAAUGGGCCCGGUGACGACAGCGGAAAGUGGCCCUGGCGGCACACCGCGGCUUGAUUCCAUUCCUAGCGAACAGCCGGGUGCGAAGAGUGGGAAGGGAGCUGGCGCAGAGACCGCCGAAGGAAGCAGCAUCACGGAGGAGGAACUGGGCGACGUGCUGCAGUGGGGUUGCUUCCUGUGCCAUCACCCGGAGAAGGCGAUCGGGUUCCUGCACGGCAACAACCAGCCCGUCAUCGAGGGCCAGCUGAAGGAGAAGAAGGGCAAGUGGCGUCUGUUCCGGAGGUGGCGCACCCGAUACUUUACCCUGUCCGGGGCCCAUCUCUCGUGCAAAGGAUCCGUCAGUGAGGCCGGGGGCGAAAGUAUCGACGUGAAUCAAAUCCGCUCGGUGAAGGUUUCCCGUGGGGCCCGCAACAUACCGAAGGCGUUCGAGAUUUUCACCGGCGAUCAGACGCUGAUCCUGAAGCCGAAGGAUGGCAACAAGGCCGAAGAGUGGGUGCAGUGUUUGAGCAUCGUGCUGGCACACUCACAGGCACGCGAUAGUCCAACGACACGCACCAACAGUCUUCCGGCGCGCAGCAUUGGUAACAGUCGGACGGUGUUCUAGGGAAACGAUCGGGCACGAUCAGGAUCCUCGUCAAGCAAUACACAUAUCAACACAAAUGACUCCUUCCGGAGAGAGUACUUAAACGAACGAGCUUUUACUGAUGAUACACUUUGUACUUAAACGGCCAAGUUACACACGGUUUUUAGAUAUUGAUCGUUUUUUAUCUACCAUACGAAGACUACGAGAUUUCAUACGCCCCGCGAUAUAGAUUUUUAAGUGUGGACCGAAAGUAAGCAGCGAAAGCGCCACUUGUUUCCGAAACUUUACAUAAACAAUAGUUAGGCUUUCCCGGUUGCGAAAUGCGUACGCCGCUUGUUAAGGAUUAAACAGUUUCUAUUUUAAGGUAAGCGCUAGUGACGGCAACGGUUAGUGAGAAUUAUUAUGGCGGCCAAUCGGUGGCGUGCACCUUUUAUGUGCGUCCCCAAUUUUGUGCUUCGUUUUCGAUACCCCAAUAUUAAUAAUCUCUUUUUUGUGCUUGAAAAAAGAUCGACGUAUAACGUUUUCCGAUCACCACCGUCGCUCCGAAUCGAGGCGUUGCCCAGGACCAAUCCGUCGUGGAGCGUCGCCGUAACCUCUGUUCUGGAAGAUAAUUUAUUGAUUCAUCUCUCUGGGGCCUCGCCGGAGCAGAGUGUGUGGGGUGGUAGAUUGAUAAAAGACGCGUCCAUAAACUGCGAUCAU
Molecule: messenger RNA, 4164 nt
Organism: Anopheles bellator
Lineage: Eukaryota; Metazoa; Arthropoda; Insecta; Diptera; Culicidae
Gene: melt
Product: protein melted
Exons: 6
Coding region: 10-3486 (1158 amino acids)
Biological process (GO): regulation of signal transduction
Cellular component (GO): plasma membrane
Molecular function (GO): phosphatidylinositol-5-phosphate binding
Source: RefSeq, a predicted model, not a curated record